AUGAAUGAGUACCUGUUAUGUGAAGAGAAAGCAAUGUCUAUUCAUUUCAGAUACUUGUUGAGAUGUGAGGAAAGUUACUUGAAACAAAAGUCAAGAGUUAACUGGCUUAAGCUUGGAGAUGCUAACACCAAGUACUUUCACAACUCUAUUAAGCAGAGGAAUAGUAUGAACAAUGUCCCUGUUUUGAAGUUGGAGAAUGGAAAUUAUGUGCAUACUCCUAAAGACAUUCACAAAGAGAUGACAAAUUUUUAUACCAAGCUCUUCAAUGACACUGAUGAGGGUAUGAAGCAUAUUGAUUAUAGCAUUAUAAAUGCUGAUAGCAAGCUGCCUUCUGAGGAUAGUGACUCUCUUGUUAAGGAAGUUAUGGAAGCUGAAGUAAAGCAAGCUGUUUUCUCUAUUGGGUCUGAUAAGGCUGCAGGGCCUGAUGGGUACAAUAGUUUCUUCUACAAAAAUACUUGGGACAUCAUCAGUCUGGAUCUUACUAAAGCUGUGAGGGAGGCAUUUACAAAUGGUAAAAUUCUGAACUCUAUUAAUAGCACUACUCUCGCUGUUAUUCCUAAGAGUCUGAAUGAUGAGAGUCUAAAUGAUUUUAGACCAAUAGCUUGUUGCAGACUGGGCCUCCUAGGCGUCUUCUUAAAAUUGACCUUAGGAAAGCCUAUGAUUCUAUUUCUUGAGAUUUUGUGGAGGAAAUGCUUAUUGGCCUCAAUUUUCCUAAUGAGUUCAUCAUCCUAG
Mercurialis annua (annual mercury) is the source of this 732-nucleotide messenger RNA. RefSeq lists its product as uncharacterized. Bases 1 to 732 code for a protein of 243 amino acids. The transcript is spliced from 2 exons. Lineage: Eukaryota; Viridiplantae; Streptophyta; Magnoliopsida; Malpighiales; Euphorbiaceae. The record is from RefSeq and is a predicted model, not a curated record.